AUGUUGGUGGGGGAUGCUGCAGGCCUCACGAUCGCUCAGACAGUUGCGCAGUUCACGGUGAGCACGGUGCCGGCGCUGGCUUCGCUGGCGGGCCGGCCUGCUCGAGCCGACUGGGUGCUCGAUGUCCAACAGCGAGCGGGCUCGAUCGGGUCGGGUCACGUGCGCGACUGGUGGCUCGAUUUCGCCUCCGACAACUGCCUCAACUUCGCAGGGCAGCUGUUCGCGCGCGGCGCCACCGACGACGACGACGUGCACCUGGAGUCGCCCCGCCGGCGGCAUCAUCACCGAGAUCGUGUGGGCGCGCUACGGCCGCACUCGGAGGGCUCGUGCGAAGACGGCCCCACGACGCUCACGGUGCACGACGAGUGCGAGGCCCUGCCAGACAUCGUCAAGAAGCGCGUGGCGAGCGCGUGCGUGGGCAAAACGAAGUGCACGGUCCACGCCAUCGACACGCUCUAUGCCGAGGAAGCGGGCGAGCCAUUCCUGUGUCCCUACGGCGUGGAGCAGGUCGAGUGCCGCGAGGACCGGUCGCUGCUGGCCGAGCGGUCGAGCCGGCGGCAGGCGCGGCACGAGUCGCGCGAGCACCACGCGCAGGCGCACAUGGCGCCGGUGACCUAUGCCGGCACGGAGGACCACCACUUCAAGUCGACCAUGGUGCGCCACCGCACGGAGCCCUUCUUCCGCCCGCGCCGCGACGUCAACAGCAGCAGCAACAAUGGGAGCGAUCCGAGCAUGGGAUGCAGCUCGGAGCCGCGGGUGAAGAAGGCACUCAUGGUGCAGGCCCGGUGCAAAGAUGCCAACGCGGCGUUCAAGCACACGGACACGCCGGCCAUAGCCAAGAAGAUGGUGAUGGCAAGCGCGAGCGGCGACUUGGACAACGACUGGAAGGACGAGGUGGUGACGCUGUUCGGAUACGAGGGCGGCGCGCUGCACGCCUCGUUCACGGCGGUGGGCGCCAACGGCCAGCCCACGACGACGGUGGUGCGCGACCUCGCAGUGGGCGGCGGGAGCGCGGUUGUGCUGGGCGAGGGCGCGCACAUCGAGAUGGCGACGGGCGACUUUGACAACGACGGCUACCCCGAGCUGGCCUUUGCCUUUGUCGACGGCGCCAGCGGCGGCGCGCUCAAGGUGUUCUUGUGGGAUCUGCGCGUGCAGUCGACGGCGGUGUGGGGCAGCAGUGUGGCCAAGACGAGCCGGGAGGACCUGCAGCCGUGCUACGCGUGCUUCACGGACAUCGCCAAGCUGCGGGGCCUGUUCGCCACGGCGGUCGAGGUGGCGGUGCCGGGGAUGCCGUCAUUCCCGAUCGUGCUCACGGGCGCGGCGGCGACGGCGGCCGGUGUGGAGAGCGGGAGCCGGCUGGAGGCGGGCGGGUUCGGCUACUCGCUGGCGGCGGCCAAGGUCAACGCUCUGCCCUCCAUGCUGGCGGUGGCGUGGAUCGCCGAUCGGAGCGCGGUGUCGUGGGCGCUCUUCCGGCAGACGUCGCAGUCGUCGGCGGCCAUGGUGUCGAGCUCGCCGUACUCGCUGGUCUCGCUGCGGCAGCCGCACGCCGUGGCGGUCAACCUGGGCGACUACGAGGGCUCGGGCUUUGCCGAGCUGGCGCUGGGCAUCGUGGACGACGACGAGCUCACGCUCUACCUGUACAGCAUCGACGAGCUCACGCCCGCCACGCUGCCCAUGGCGCUCCAGAAGACGCUGCCCAUCACCGCGGCGCCCUGGUGGCACACCGCCCAAUACAACGUGCGAAUGGUGUCGGGCGACCUGAACAACGACGGCGACGACGAGCUCGUGGUGGCGUUGACCAGCGCGACGGAGGGCAGCGGCAGCCAAGCAGACGUGUUCCGCGUGGACAGCGCGACGUGCUUCCGGCUGGCGUGUCUGGAGCUGGUGGGCAGCUUUGCCUUCACCCUCCCGAGCGGUCCCACAGUCUCGGCCUCCACCUCCGCUGCUGUGGAGGGCAUCGUGGCCGAAGCGACGACAGGGACGGUGGAGUACACCACAACAACCACGAGGAGCCCCGAGAUCAAGCUCGCCAUUGGCAACGUGGACGAGAGCUACGCCAACGAGCUGCUCGUGGCGUUCGAGUACUCGCCCACGAUAGACUCGGGGUCGCCCAAGGUCAUGCUGACCAGCCUCACGGCGCAGCCCGACCCCGAUCGGCCCUUUGUCAUCAACGGACGGCAGUGCUACGCGGGGCCGGCCUACCAGCGGGACGAAGAGGUGGCGGCCGCCACGGUGAACAACAUGGCGCUGAGCGUGGGCAACCUGUACGGCCUGGGCUACCGCGUGGGCGAGUCGAUCAAGGUGCGCUUCGAGAGCGUGCCGGAGCUCAUCGCCGUCAUCAACGCGCCGCCCACGCACUUUGACAUUGUCGACGGCAAGGAGGUGGUGGUCAACCCGCGCACCUUCAACGGCUACGGCUCCUCCACGCGCCUCUCCGACGCCGAGGGCGUCACGUCGUCCUUCGAGAUCUCGCGCGACCAAGUCCACAUCACUUCGCACGCCAAUGGCGAUGUAAUGGAUGUGCUGGUGGCAGUUGUGAUGGCGAAUAUUCACACCCAGUCGGUGGAGAUGAAGAAGCGGUCGGAGGCGCUGGGCCAGUCGACGGUGGAGCGCAUCACGGUGUCGCGCGAUCUGGUGGCGUCGGGCGACGACGUGGUGCUGUACAUGUCGACCACGCGCGACCUGUGGAAGUUCCCCAUCGUGGACCAGAACGGCGCGCAGGUCGGGUCGCUGGACAUCUGGGCGUCGUCGAGCUGCGGCGAGGACUGCGUGCAGAAGGGCGACGGGCGCGACCUGUGGUGGUUCACGCCCGACCACGAGCCCUUCAACGUGCUCACCUAUUCGUCGCGCGCGCCCGAGGACUUCAACCCGGUCGACCGCAUCAUGGUGGGCGAGAAGGUCACCCUCGGCCCCAACGAGCACCAGCAAUCUGUGAGUCAGCACUCGGGAAAGACGGAGAAAAAGGUCGCGCUCGACCAUGCCACCACCGAGCUAGCGUUGUCCGCGCAGUAUGGUAUCGACGCUCAGCUGUCCACCUUUGCUUCGCUUGCCCCCCUGGGCGUAGGCACUACGCUGAAGGUGCCGCUCGGUUUCAAGUUUGUGAAAGCCUGGACGACCAGCCAGGACACGAAGGAUGCCAGCGACGCCAUCACCGUGCAUGAGGCGGGAAUCGAGCGCGACGUGUCGGUGGUGUGCUACGUGGAGCCCAUCAACCCGGAGCACGCCUACCGCGUGCAGCCCUUCGUGUGGAUGGCGCGCGCGCCGGACGGCCGCGAGUACCUCAAGGUGGACUACACGGCCGAGCCGGGCUACUACCCGGGCGUGUCCACGUGGUGGGAGCGCACCUACAGCAAGCCCGACCCGUCGUUCAACCUGCCCUGGUGGUGGACCACGUUCAAGCGCGACCGCACGAUGCUGACCAAGGAGAUGGUGGCCACGCCGGCGGUGCCGCGCGAGGAGGGCGACGUGGUCGAGGUGGCGGUGACGGUGCGCAACAAAGCGCUCGUGGACGCGCGCAACGUGAAAGUGGCGCUGUGGCGCGGGAGUCCCGACAACUGCCUCGACGAGGCGUGCCUGCUCGACGACAACGCCCUCAUCGGAAUCGAGGAGGUGGGGCUGAUUCCGAGCCAGGGCAAGCGCGAGGUGUGGUUCCUGUUCCGCUUCGACGGCGUGCAGAACAUCCACGCGACCAUCGACGACAACGACGAGCUCGACGAGAUGCACGAGGACAACAACCACGCCUACAGCCUCUUGUUCCACGACAUGGCCAACAGCGGCUACACGCUGCAGACCCUGCGGCUCGACCCUGCCAUCGCGGUGAGCCCCGUGGUGGCGAGCGAUGGGAGCGGGUUGACGAUCGGGUACCAGGUGAAGGCGACGGUGCUGGGCGACACGUUCACGCGGGCCAACGUGCUCGUGCAGCUGUGGCACGGCGGCGUGGGCGGCGCCGGCCGUCUCAUCGGCACGGUGCUGGUGCCGCGCGUGAACGGCUCGACGACGACGACGACGCGCUACGAGGUGUCGGUGUUCUGGGCGACGCGCAAUCCGGCGCUGUUCGGCAAGCAGGAGCUGCACGCGGUCAUCCUGCACUCGGGCUUCUCGACGGAGGCGGCCAACGUGAUCUCGCACGUGUCGCGCACGGUGAGCGUGGCGUGCUACGGGCGCGUGGACGCGUGCGGGGUGUGCGGGGGCAACAACGGGACGUGCGGGGGGUGCGACGGGGUGGCGCUGUCGGGCAAGACGGUGGACGUGUGCGGAGUGUGCGGCGGCACUGGAUCGACGUGCUGCAUUCCCAAGCCGGCGCAGGCCCAGUGGCACUACGUGCGCAUCGACCACCACCACCACGACCAGCUUCACAACAACCAUGACAACCUCAACGGUAGCGGCAACAGCACCAACGGGUCCAGCACCGCUGCUGCCAGCGACUCGUCGUCGUCGUCGUCGUGGUCAUCGAUAGUGACGCGGGCGCGCGUGGGCGACCUGGUGGUGUGGGAGAACCUGCUCGACUGGAAGGUUGAUAUCGUGAGCGGGGCCUACGACUACAAGCACGCGCCGGCGCUCGAGCUGUCGCGGAUGACGACCCAGCAGGGCCACGCCCUCGAGCAGCAGCUGGGCAACCUGCCCGACGACGAUGGCGCUCUCAACGCCUUCCUCAAGGAGUACGUAUCAACGAUGUGGAUCAAGGAUCUCGUGGAGCAGUCGACGCCUCCAGGAGGCAGUCCUGCCGUUGCCCCGCCUGCGCCCGACUCCACGUCGGCCUAUCUCCGUCGGUCCACCGCCGGCGACAGCGAUGACCGACCGCAGCAGAACCAGGAGUCCGCCGACCUGUUCCCCGGCUGGAGGACGACUAGGCCCUCGGGCAGUGCGUCGUUCGAAGUCCGAAAGCGCAGCCAACAGGCUGAGGAGGGGGCCGAUGAGGAAUUUGCGAUGGGCGGCGAGGCAAUCGGCUACGACACCACGAUGACGACGAUGGUAGACGAAGAGCCGGCGCCGGCGUCGUUUGAGCACCUCCUUCACGAUGUCACGCACAGCGCCAAUCUGGCCGGGAUGCGCUGGUCCAGCGCCAGCGACCGCUCGCGUCUGCGCGCUUCGGUGGUGGCGAAGCUCAUAGCACACAAGCAGCGGCUCGAUCACGUGGCAGGGCUCGUCAACUCAACUGGCGGCAUGCCGCUCCUUCCGGAAGAAAACCAGAUGCGCCAAGUCGCGGCCGCGAGGUACGAGGAGGAGGCGAUCUCCUCACCCGAUGUUCGCUGCCUCUGCCGCCGGACGUCGUCGUCGUCGUCGUCGUCGCGCUCGAGCGAGCAAUGUUCCGCGGAGGACGCCUUCUUCCAGCGCUGCGUCAACCCGCUGACCCCGGACUCCGGGGUCGUCUUCCCGGGGCUCUUCAACUUCGCGCCCAUCGUGACCAGGCCCGACGGGCCGUCGGCGGUGCUGCCGCCGGGCGCGGCGAGCGCUCCGCACCGGUUCUUCAGUCCGGGCCUCUACCUGUGGCACGACUCCCACAACCCGGCGAUCCACGGCGUGGUGCUGGUGGCGCCGUCGGAGCUCGUGGCGGACGAGUGCGGCGUGUGCGGGGGCGACGGCACGUCGUGCCGCGACUGUCAGGGCACCCCGUUCGGCACGGCUCGGGUGGACGCGUGCGGUGUGUGCGUCGACCCGAUGGCGCCGGGCUACGCGCCCAACCCGGCCAUCGACUGCGCUGGCGUGUGCUACGGCGCCGCCAUGCUGGACGCGUGUGGCGAGUGCGCGGGCGGCACCACCGGCCGAGCGCCCGGUGCGUCGAUGGACUGCCUCGGUGUCUGUCACGGAUCCGCCGUGGUCGACUGCAGGAACAUAUGCGGCGGCCCCUACCAGGUCGACUGCGCGGGCGUAUGCGGCGGCUGGGCCGUGAUGAUUGAUGGCGUUUGCUCCUCCUCGGGAAAACGUGGCCUGGAGGAGGAGGAGGAGGAGGAGAAGAAAGCGGGCGGAUGCGAGGACGGGGCCGUUGCGGACUGCAAUGGGCGUGUGCAACGGGUCGGCGCGUUUCAAUCCGGCGAGGACUACUGGGUGGACUGCGCCGACACGUGCCGCGGCACGGCCUACAUCGGCGACUGCGGCGUUUGCGUCGGCGGCCGCUCUGGUCUUUGGCCGAACGAGCACAAGGACUGCCAGGGGACGUGCUUCGGCAACGCGACGCGCGACGAGUGCGGCGUGUGCUUCGUGGAGGGCGACGGCCACCACGUGGUCAAUUCGGGCAAGGACUGCACGGGCGUGUGCGGCGGCAAGGCCGUGGUGGACGAGUGCGGCGAGUGCGUGCUGGGCACCACCGGGCGCGAGUUCAACAGCGCCAAGGACUGCGCGGGCCAGUGCUUCGGCGGGCGCCUCCCCACUGACCCGGCGUGCGUGUGUGAGCGCGAGGAGCUGGACAAGUGCUUCGUGUGCGGCGGCGACAACUCCGCGUGCGCGGGCUGCGACGGCGUGCCCAACUCGGGCGCGGUGCACGACCUGUGCGGCGUGUGCGGCGGCGACAACUCGACGUGCUGCUUCCUGCCCUUCGCCCAGACCACCGUCCUCAUCCGAGACUUCGAUACCGUGGUCCUGCCCAACGCGCUCGACGCCGGCGAGACCCUGCUCGUCACCAACCAGCACCUUAACUACCGCUACACGUUCCGGCUCGUGAAGUUGACAUCGGACAGCAAGGCCAAGGCGGUUGCUCGGGUUGGCGCCACGGAGCCGGGCGAGUACCUGCUCCAAUCGGCCAAGCGUUCGGCCGUGUCGAUCCAGUUCAGCGUGCGCUUCAACCGCAAGGCCCGCGACAGCUGCGGUCGCUGCGUCUACGCCGACGCCGAAACCGGGAACAGCAACCGCGCGGCGUACGACCGCUGCUGCGAGGUCAUGGAGUCCAAGGACGACGUGCACGCGUGGUUCGAGACCACCCACUUCCACGAUUCCGCGGCGGACCCGGCGGCGGUCACCCGCGUGGCGCCGCGCACCGGCGCCUACAGGAGCGCGCCGGCCAGACACCUGCUGCGCCUGGUGGAGUCGCAGGCUGUGGACGCGCGGACGUGGCGCGCCGCUGAUCAGCGGCUGGCGGUGGGCGACGUGGUGGUGCUCGAGAACCGCGACCUGUUCGACCACGUGAUCUCCAUCACCGGGCCGCAGCCCAUGCCCGACGUGGUGCUCGACCGCGGCAUGGUGGCCCUGGUGGGGCCGGUGCUCACGCCGGGCACCUACCGCGUGGAGUCCAGGAGCAACCUCAUCAACACCACCUUCACGGUCGAGUUUGACUUUGCCUGCACCGUGCACGUCACCCACGCCAAGGAGGUGCAGCCGCAGGGCGGGUACCGCACAGCGGUGCUGGGCGUCACCCUGGUGGGCAUCUUCGCCCUUGCAGCACUCGUGGCUGGGGCAAUGGUUGUGUUGUACCUGACAGCCCAGAGGUAG
This is a messenger RNA of Acanthamoeba castellanii str. Neff, 7422 nucleotides long. RefSeq names its product FGGAP repeat domain containing protein. The record is from RefSeq and is a predicted model, not a curated record. The transcript has 19 exons. Lineage: Eukaryota; Discosea; Longamoebia; Acanthamoebidae. Bases 1 to 7422 code for a protein of 2473 amino acids.